Medicago truncatula (barrel medic) is the source of this 1008-nucleotide messenger RNA. Its product is annotated as xylan glycosyltransferase MUCI21. Bases 1 to 1008 code for a protein of 335 amino acids. Gene Ontology annotation, molecular function: glycosyltransferase activity. The transcript has a single exon. The record is from RefSeq and is a predicted model, not a curated record. NCBI's taxonomy places the organism in Eukaryota, Viridiplantae, Streptophyta, Magnoliopsida, Fabales, Fabaceae.
AUGUCUUCAGUUAGAGAAGUUACUCUAACAUCAGCACCACCAAAAUCAUCUCAAUGUGGUGUCACACAUAAUAUCCCAGCAUUAGUAUUCAAUGCACGUGGAUACAAUGGAAACUUCUACCAUGAAAUAAAUGACAUAUUCAUACCACUAUUCAUCACCAUCAAUUCCUUGUUCCAUGAUCAAGAUGUAAUACUUGUGAUUGUAGAUGGUAUGACAUGGUGGUACCAAAAGUAUGUUGAUUUAUUGAAUGCAUUUAGUCCUAAUCACAAGAUCAUCAACACAAAUAACCUAACAACCGCUCAUUGUUUUCCAUCAGCGGUUGUAGGGUUGAUAAAGCAUGGCCCAGUAACCAUAAACCCUAAAUUGCUACCAAACCCUAAAACCCUACUUGAUUUCAGUACAUUCCUAAAAAAUGCAUAUAUAAAAGAGGAUACCCCAUUAUUGUUUCCCAGCAAUAACUCUAAGCCUCUUCUAACACUGGUAGAUAGAAAGGGAAGUUCGAGUCGUGUGAUUUUGAACCAAGAAGAAGUCGUCAAGUUAGCUAAAGAAGUAGGGUUCAAUGUACAUGUGUUGGAUCACUCAAAAGACUCCACAAUGGCUAAUGUUUAUAGGUUGGUUCAUUCAAGCCAUGUAUUGUUAGGCGUGCACGGUGCAGGCCUAACUAAUUUAUUUUUCCUUAGACAAGGCUCAGUGGUGGUUCAAGUGGUGCCUAUUGGACUUGAGUGGGCCUCAGAUACUUGCUAUAAAAACCCGAGUCCGUUUUUGGGGUUGGAAUAUGUAGAAUACAAAGUAGAAGCAAAUGAAAGCAGCUUGUCAUGGGACUAUGGAGUUGAUAGCUUAAUGGUCAAGGAUCCAAAAGCAUAUACAGAAGGAAAAUGGGAAAAGAGUAUAGUAUACUUGAAGAACCAAAAUGUGAAAAUUGAUUUAGUUAGAUUUAAAAAAUGGUUGAUGAAAGCAUAUGAAAAGGCCAAGAUGUUUAUGAAUAGUACUAGUCAGGUAGCUAGUUAG